CCCCAGCUAUGUGCACAGCCUGAGCUGCGGUUUGAAAUGAAGUGGAAGGAGACAGCUGCCUCUCCCUGCUCUUCACUGAUCUGAGACCGGGAAGAGGGGAGGAACACUGCAGAAACUUUCUAGGAUCCUGCCAGGAAAGUGUUAAGAAGCGUAAAAAGGAGGAAGGAUCCUACAAGGGAGCCGCUGAUGGAUUGUCUCUUUUCUUGACCCACUGCACACUUACCUUGGGGGCCACUUUUGUUGCAAUUUACAUAGCUGUAUGGAUUAUGGGAUUCUAACCAUGACUCAGAUAGCUGAUCAGCUUCCCUGGAUUUCGCUGACGACACAGGAAAGCUUUGCCUGAAGAUGGAAACACUGGAGUCGGAACUGACCUGCCCUAUCUGUCUGGAGUUGUUUGAAGACCCACUGCUACUACCUUGUGCUCACAGCCUCUGUUUCAACUGCGCGCAUCGCAUCCUGGUCUCCCACUGUGCCAACAACGAAUCCGUGGAAUCUAUUAACGCCUUCCAGUGCCCCACCUGCCGUUAUGUCAUCACACUCAGCAAGCGUGGCUUAGAAGGACUCAAGCGGAACGUGACUUUGCAGAACAUCAUCGACAGAUUUCAGAAAGCAUCCGUGAGCGUGCCCAAUUCCCCGAGUGAAAAGCGGAGAGAGAGGGCUUACGACACCAAUAACAGCAUGACAUCCAGCGAGAAAGUCCCUUGCCAGUUCUGUGACCAGGACCAGGCACGGGAGGCCGUAAAAACCUGUGUCACCUGCGAAGUGUCCUAUUGUGAUGACUGUUUGAAGGCAACGCACCCAAACAAGAAACCAUUUACUGGUCAUCGUUUAAUUGAGCCCAUCCCAGACUCGCACAUUCGAGGGUUAAUGUGUCUGGAGCACGAGGAUGAGAAAGUGAACAUGUAUUGUGUGACAGAUGACCAGCUAAUUUGUGCCUUGUGUAAAUUGGUUGGACGACACCGAGAUCAUCAGGUGGCAGCCCUUGCAGACAGAUACGACAAACUGAAGCAAAGCCUGGAAAGCAAUCUAACAAGUCUCAUCAAGAGGAACACUGAAAUGGAAAUGCUGUUGGCCAAGCUUAUUCAGACCUGUCAACAUGUGGAGGUGAAUGCAUCCAGACAAGAGGCCAAAUUGAUGGAAGAGAGCGACCAACUCAUUGAAAUUAUUCAGCAGAGACGUCAGCUUAUCGGAACAAAAAUUAAAGAAGGAAAGGUCGUGAGGUUGAGAAAGUUGGCCCAGCAGAUAGCGAACUGCAAACAGUGCAUAGAGCGCUCUACCUCACUUAUUUCGCAGGCCGAGCAAUCUUUAAAAGAGAAUGAUCAUGCUCGCUUCCUUCAGUCUGCCAAGAGCAUCACAGAGAGAGUAUCAAUGGCAACCGCAUCCUCUCAAGUGCUUAUUCCAGAAAUCAACCUCAAUGAUACGUUUGACACUUUUGCAUUAGAUUUUUCCAGAGAGAAGAAAAUGUUAGAAUGUCUUGAUUAUCUAACAGCACCAAGUCCCCCGGUUAUAAGGGAGGAACUCUGCACUGCUUCAUAUGACACCAUUACCGUACAUUGGACAUCAGACGAUGAAUUUAGUGUUGUUUCGUAUGAACUGCAAUAUACCAUCUUUACCGGACAAGCAAAUGUAGUCAGUUUGUGUAACUCUGCCGACAGCUGGAUGAUUGUUCCCAAUAUCAAACAGAACCACUAUACGGUGCAUGGUCUACAAAGCGGUACCAAGUACAUCUUCGUCGUUAAGGCCAUUAAUCAAGCUGGGAGUCGAAACAGUGAACCUGGCAAACUGAAGACAAACAGUCAGCCAUUUAAACUGGAUCCCAAAUCUGCGCACAGGAAACUGAAGGUAUCGCAUGACAAUCUCACAGUAGAAAGGGAUGAGACCUCUUCGAAGAAGAGUCACACGCCGGAGCGUUUUACAAGUCAAGGAAGUUAUGGUGUGGCUGGCAACGUGUUCCUCGAUAGUGGGCGCCACUACUGGGAAGUGGUUAUUAGUGGAAGCACCUGGUAUGCUGUAGGCAUCGCUUACAAAUCUGCCCCCAAGCACGAGUGGAUUGGCAAGAAUUCCGCCUCUUGGGUAUUUUGUCGCUGUAACAACAACUGGGUGGUGAGGCACAACAGCAAAGAAAUCCCCAUAGAGCCCUCUCCGCACCUGCGCCGCAUUGGGAUUUUGCUAGACUACGAUAACGGUUCUCUGGCGUUCUACGACGCGCUGAACUCCAUUCACCUUUACACUUUUGACAUUGCGUUUGCACAACCCGUGUGCCCGACUCUCACAGUCUGGAAUAAGUGCUUAACAAUUUUAACUGGCCUUCCCAUACCCGACCACUUGGACUGCAUGGAGCAAAUGGCAUAAAAACCACAAGAAAUACACAGAAAAAAAACAA
Spea bombifrons (plains spadefoot toad) is the source of this 2383-nucleotide messenger RNA. RefSeq names its product midline 1 (gene MID1). The record is from RefSeq and is a predicted model, not a curated record. Bases 346 to 2352 code for a protein of 668 amino acids. Gene Ontology annotation, molecular function: protein binding; zinc ion binding. Lineage: Eukaryota; Metazoa; Chordata; Amphibia; Anura; Pelobatidae. The transcript has 10 exons.